AUGUCUCAAGAUGAUUCUUCUUCCCUCUCUCAAGUAGUAGUAAAUUUGCAAGAUUUUAUCAUGAAAGAGAAUAAUGAUUUUUCUCUGUUAGAUUCUUGGUUGAAAACUAAAUUCCGAUCCUCAUCAAGUGUUCCAUUCUCUCUCCGAAUGAAUAGCCUUCCACCCAUCAUCGUUAAAAACAUAGAUGAUGAAAGAGGGGAAUCUUGCUAUGAUGUUGUAAUUUCAUAUGAACAUAAUUAUAUUAUUAUGGGCGGAAUGAAUAGUAUUCAUGUUUUUGAUUAUACCACAAAGAAACAUGUAAAGUCAAUCAAGCUUGAUGUUGAAGUGCAUGAAAUGGAGAUUGACAAAAAUGGGUUGAAUUUGUACUUGACUGGGUUGUGGGAAACUAAUUAUGCUUACAGAGUUGCAAAAUAUGAUCUAGUAAAGCUCUUGAAUGGUGAGGAGGGAAGUUGUUUGUGGGUUUGUGCUGAGAAUUUGUUACAGAAUUUGUGGGGAAUCGGAUUAUUUGAAUGUCAAGACGAAACAUUUGUUUAUGUGAUGGAUUAUGGAAGUGGAUUAAUGGUUUUUGAUUCCAGAACUGGUCAGAGAGUUCAUCACAAAGUACCAACAGUUGCUAAUGGAUACGGUGUAGCUUUUACUCCUGAAAAUGAAAUGAUUAUCACAUCAGCUCACCCACAUGCUAGUCCUGUUGAAAUUUACACAUUUGAUGAGAAGAAGGAACAGUGGAAUCUGAAAAAAAAUUGUUUACGAAUUGAGAGUGAUUCCACGCCAUACGGAGUGUUUUAUGAAGUGCCAACCCAAAGAAUUUACGUUACUGAUACUGUAGGAAAGUCAAUCACAGUGUUUGAUAUGCACACUCUGACAAGAGUAUUCCGUCACGAAUUUCCCUCAAAUAUGCCUCAAUAUUAUGGUAUUAUGAUAGAUAGGAAAACAGGAAUUCUGUAUUUACCAGAUGUUACUGGACAAUUGCUAUGCUUUGAUUAA
Molecule: messenger RNA, 984 nt
Organism: Naegleria gruberi
Lineage: Eukaryota; Heterolobosea; Eutetramitea; Acrasida; Naegleriidae
Exons: 1
Coding region: 1-984 (327 amino acids)
Molecular function (GO): protein binding
Source: RefSeq, a predicted model, not a curated record